ACAAACAUUGACGAAUGUUUAGCUAUUUUUUACAUCAUCAUUAGAAAGAAAACUAGAUAAGAUCAUUUUGAAUGUUCUGUUUACUAAAUUAUGAACAAGUAAAACCUUACAAGAUUUGGUAUACUAUCUCUUAUCGUAUAUUUCUCUCUAUUUAUAGAUUAACGUAACAAAAUCUGUUACCAAUUCUCUUGCCUAUAUAAAUCUGAGUUCAAUCUUCAUAUAACAGAAACAAGAUUUAUUAAUCAAUAAAAAAUAGAUUAUUGUUGACUUAGCUUAAACAAAGCUUGAAGAUAUCCUAAAGAGAUAAGGAUUAGGGAUUAUAUUUAGUAGUUAUCUAAAUAUAAUGAAAAGAGGAAAUUGAGAGAAUAGGAAGUUGUCCUAAAGAGAAAAGGAAAUUUGUUUAGGUCUAUGCAUAUAUAAGGAGAAGCCAAGGUGUGGCAUAUUUGAGAGAGCUUAAUUAGGUUUUGAGAGUUAUUUUCUUAAGCAUUAAUAAAGACAGCUAUUCUUUAUCAAUCUAGAGUUCUUAAAACAACUUAAUAUUCUAUAAUGAGAGCUAAAUAUCUUUGUUUACUAGUGUUCAUUGUCUUGGCUUCUAACGAAGUUGUUGCCAAGAAACAUUCUUCAACGCCUAAACUAAGAAGAAGUGAUUUUCCAAAAGAUUUCGUUUUUGGAGCUGCAACGUCCGCUUACCAAGUCGAAGGAGGUGCUCACGAAGACGGUAGAGGACCAAGUAUUUGGGAUACAUUCUCCGAAAAAUAUCCAGAGAAGAUUAUAGAUGGUAGCAAUGGAUCUGUUGCUGAUGAUUCUUACCAUCUCUACAAAGAAGAUGUAGGUUUACUACAUCAGAUUGGCUUCAAUGCUUAUAGAUUCUCCAUCUCAUGGUCGAGGAUCUUGCCACGUGGGAAUCUAAAAGGAGGAAUCAACCAAGCCGGUAUUGAUUAUUACAACAACUUGAUCAAUGAGCUUUUGUCCAAAGGAAUCAAGCCUUUCGUCACUCUUUUCCACUGGGACACACCACAAGCCCUUGAAGAUGCUUACGGAGGAUUCCGCGGCUCGGAGAUUGUGAAUGAUUUCCGUGAUUACGCGGAUAUUUGCUUCAAGAGUUUUGGAGAUCGAGUGAAGCAUUGGAUGACAUUAAACGAACCAUUGACAGUGGUGCAACAAGGAUACGUUGCAGGUGUGAUGGCUCCAGGAAGAUGCUCAAAAUUCACAAACCCUAACUGCACCGCCGGAAACGGAGCUACCGAGCCUUACAUCGUUGGUCACAACCUCAUCCUAGCUCACGGAGAAGCAGUCAAAGUAUACAGAAAAAAAUACAAGACAUCUCAAAAAGGUCAAGUCGGUAUCGCCUUAAACGCGGGUUGGAACUUACCUUAUAAUACAGAGUCAGCCGAGGACAGGUUAGCCGCGGCACGAGCCAUGGCAUUCACAUUCGACUAUUUCAUGGAGCCACUUGUGACCGGUAAAUACCCGGUUGAUAUGAUCAACAACGUAAAAGACGGUCGCUUACCUACAUUUACUACAAAACAAUCUAAGAUGCUCAAAGGAUCAUACGAUUUCAUUGGGGUCAAUUACUACUCAUCUUCUUACGCAAAAGAUGUUCCUUGCUCUAACGAAAACGUUACACUAUUCACUGAUCCUUGUGCCAGCAUCACAGGUGAAAGAGAAGGAGUUCCAAUAGGUCCAAAAGCUGCGUCGGAUUGGUUACUGAUAUAUCCAAAGGGGAUUCGUGAUCUCCUCCUCUAUGCAAAAUACAAGUUUAAGGACCCGGUUAUAUACAUAACCGAGAACGGGAGGGAUGAAGCUAGUACCGGUAAAGUCUUACUUAAAGAUAGUGAGAGGAUUGAUUACUACGCUAGACAUCUCAAGAUGGUUCAAGAUGCAAUCUCGAUUGGAGCCAACGUGAAGGGAUUUUUCGCAUGGUCGUUGUUGGAUAACUAUGAAUGGGCAACGGGAUACACGGUCCGGUUUGGACUGGUUUACGUUGAUUUCGACCAUGGACGUAAGAGAUAUCUCAAGAAAUCGGCAAAAUGGUUUAAAAGGUUGCUGAAUAAGAAGAAAAAGAAUUGAUGAUUAAGUAAUUACGUUUAAUAAUAUUUACGCAAUGUGCGGUUUAUUUAAAAACAAUUAUUGUUGAUUAAUAAGUAUGGUUUAAUAUGUUACAUAUAAUACCAGCA
Camelina sativa (false flax) is the source of this 2177-nucleotide messenger RNA. The record is from RefSeq and is a predicted model, not a curated record. NCBI's taxonomy places the organism in Eukaryota, Viridiplantae, Streptophyta, Magnoliopsida, Brassicales, Brassicaceae.